Messenger RNA from Boleophthalmus pectinirostris (great blue-spotted mudskipper), 1769 nucleotides. RefSeq names its product alpha-L-fucosidase 1. The transcript is spliced from 8 exons. Lineage: Eukaryota; Metazoa; Chordata; Actinopteri; Gobiiformes; Gobiidae. Gene Ontology annotation, biological process: fucose metabolic process; glycoside catabolic process. Gene Ontology annotation, cellular component: lysosome. The record is from RefSeq and is a predicted model, not a curated record. Bases 147 to 1496 code for a protein of 449 amino acids. Gene Ontology annotation, molecular function: alpha-L-fucosidase activity.
ACCAGGAAGAAAAGUGAAUGAACUCGUGAUCUUGCUUAACGUCUGUCUGAAUAAGGAAACUGUUCUCUUAAUGUCGCUGAAUAACGUACGUUUUAAUAUUUUAACGCGAAUGUAAUUCCCCGAAGGAGGAAAUCCAAGCGCGCAAGAUGUUUUUCGCAGUAGUGCUCCUCUUUGUCUCCGGUGUUGUGGCAACCGAGGCUCGGUAUUCAGCAGACUGGACUAGCUUGGACGCGAGACCUCUGCCCGCCUGGUAUGAUGAAGCCAAGCUGGGCAUCUUUGUGCACUGGGGAGUGUUUAGUGUGCCUGCUUUCGAAAGUGAGUGGUUCUGGUGGCACUGGCAGGGACAGCAACCUCCGGAUCCCAAAUGUGUGAGCUUUAUGUCCAAGAACUACCCCCCAGGGUUCAGCUACCCAGAUUUUGCUCCUCAGUUUCACGCGCAGUUCUUUGACCCUGAUCAGUGGGCUGACAUAUUCAAGGCUUCGGGUGCAAAGUAUGUGGUUCUGACCUCUAAACACCAUGAAGGCUUCACUACGUGGGGUUCACCAUUCUCCUGGAACUGGAACUCUGUGGACACUGGCCCUCACAGAGACCUGGUAGGGGACCUGGGGGAGGCGGUCCGAAACAGGUCUCUUCACUAUGGAUUGUACAACUCCUUGUUUGAGUGGUUCCACCCACUCUAUCUGAUUGACAAAAAAAAUGGCUUCAAGACCCAGGAGUUUGUUGUAAACAAGCUGCUCCCAGAGAUGUACAACUUGGUUGUGAGGUACAAACCUGAGGUGAUCUGGUCUGAUGGGGACUGGGAGGCACCGGACACAUACUGGAACUCCACUGCGUUUUUGGCUUGGCUCUACAAUGACAGUCCAGUCAAAGACACCGUUGUGACCAAUGACAGAUGGGGAGCAGGCUGUGCCUGUAAACAUGGAGGUUACUAUAACUGUGAGGAUAAGUACACUCCAGGGCAGCUGCCCAAACACAAGUGGGAGAAGUGUACAUCUGUGGACACACACUCAUGGGGUUAUAGAAAAAACAUGAGGCUCAAUGAACUCAUGGACUUGCCCACUAUCAUAAAGGACCUGGUUCAAACUGUGGCUCUGGGUGGUAACUACCUGCUGAACAUAGGUCCCACUGCAGACGGGACCAUCCCACCUGUAUUUGAGGAGAGACUCAGGGGGGUUGGAUCCUGGCUACAAACCAAUGGAGAAGCUAUCUAUGCUUCAAAACCCUGGAGGGUCCAGAAUGAGAAUUCCACUCUACCAGUCUGGUUUACAUCUAAAGAUACCACUGUGUAUGCAAUUGUGACAAUCAAGCCUCCUAAGUCUAUUAUGCAACUGUUGGCUCCCAAAACUUCAAUAAAGACCAAGGUGACUCUACUGGGGAAUCCUAAGCCUCUGGCCUGGUCUCCUGUGCUCCCUAGCGCUGGCCUCACUAUCCUCCUGCCUGAGCUCCCAGACACUCCGGGACAGGCCUGGACUCUCAAACUAGAGGGUGUUCAGUAGAUGUUUGACCAUACAAACCCUACAACUCAGGUUUACAUUCUUAAGCAAAAAUUGCACUUUUCUGGUUUAUGGGACUAAUUGCUUAAGAAUCUUUAUCUAUCUAUAACACAAUUUUACAUUCAUUAUUCAUAUUUUAUGAAGGGGUUUGGUAAGAAUUAUGAAUGAAAUUUCCACACCGAAACUCAAAUGGAAUAUUUUUCUUUUCAUCUACUUCUAUUUAUUUCUUAUUUUUAUAUAAUUUUAAAUGAGGAAAUAAAUUUAAAGUGAAAGUAA